Messenger RNA from Truncatella angustata, 1362 nucleotides. RefSeq lists its product as uncharacterized. Lineage: Eukaryota; Fungi; Ascomycota; Sordariomycetes; Amphisphaeriales; Sporocadaceae. Bases 17 to 1102 code for a protein of 361 amino acids. The record is from RefSeq and is a predicted model, not a curated record. The transcript has a single exon.
GUCACCUUGUCGGUGGAUGAUUCCUGCGGGACGAAAUUGCAAAUUACGGAUCAAUCGGAAAUGGACUCAAAUGGGUCGAUGCUCGGUCGCUGACUCAAUCCAUAAAAAGAAUGGGAGUGUCCCAGGACGACCAGAAUGGGAGUGUCCCAGGACGACCAGAAUGGGAGUGUCCCAGGACGACCAGAAUGGGAGUGUCCCAGGACGACCAGAAUGGGAGUGUCCCAGGACGACCAGAAUGGGAGUGUCCCAGGACGACCAGAAUGGGAGUGUCCCAGGACGACCAGAAUGGGAGUGUCCCAGGACGACCAGAAUGGGAGUGUCCCAGGACGACCAGAAUGGGAGUGUCCCAGGACGACCAGAAUGGGAGUGUCCCAGGACGACCAGAAUGGGAGUGUCCCAGGACGACCAGAAUGGGAGUGUCCCAGGACGACCAGAAUGGGAGUGUCCCAGGACGACCAGAAUGGGAGUGUCCCAGGACGACCAGAAUGGGAGUGUCCCAGGACGACCAGAAUGGGAGUGUCCCAGGACGACCAGAAUGGGAGUGUCCCAGGACGACCAGAAUGGGAGUGUCCCAGGACGACCAGAAUGGGAGUGUCCCAGGACGACCAGAAUGGGAGUGUCCCAGGACGACCAGAAUGGGAGUGUCCCAGGACGACCAGAAUGGGAGUGUCCCAGGACGACCAGAAUGGGAGUGUCCCAGGACGACCAGAAUGGGAGUGUCCCAGGACGACCAGAAUGGGAGUGUCCCAGGACGACCAGAAUGGGAGUGUCCCAGGACGACCAGAAUGGGAGUGUCCCAGGACGACCAGAAUGGGAGUGUCCCAGGACGACCAGAAUGGGAGUGUCCCAGGACGACCAGAAUGGGAGUGUCCCAGGACGACCAGAAUGGGAGUGUCCCAGGACGACCAGAAUGGGAGUGUCCCAGGACGACCAGAAUGGGAGUGUCCCAGGACGACCAGAAUGGGAGUGUCCCAGGACGACCAGAAUGGGAGUGUCCCAGGACGACCAGAAUGGGAGUGUCCCAGGACGACCAGAAUGGGAGUGUCCCAGGACGACCAGAAUGGGAGUGUUUACUCGAUCCUUGGCUAACGAGCAUGUUUAGGAUUAUUACAUCUUUCUGCCAGUACUUGAGCAGGGACCACUGGCACCAUUCCAAAAGCUGUUAGGUCGCCGGGCUGGGCAAUUACCAUACUUUUCAAAGAUUACGAAAGAGCAUGAAAGGGUACCAUAUCAUUCUGCAUGAGCAAAGGCAUCCGACGAUGGGAACAUAAACGUUGUACUGUAAACCCCAGUUUACGCAUAUCUUAAAGCAGCCAUUGCUUAGUCACGUACGGCCUAAAAGAGAUCGCACAGCCUUGUAGG